CUGUCCUGCUCCGGGAGCCGGCGCUGUCCGAGCGGAGACACCGAGCUCGAGCCGGAGCCGGGGCCGGGGAAGGGGAAGCGCCCAAGAGUGUAUUUGUUCCUUCCUUGGAGUGCAGAAGAAUAUUGGAAGAGGCAAACUGCAGCUAAUCAGAAGGGAUGAUAGUGAGUCCGAAGUUGAUGACUUGUUGCUGGAGCAGUACCUGCACAGGCGAAAGAAGCAUUUAAUGUUAACCUUCACCAUUCUUUGGACAAUUACCUUAAAUCUAUCAGUCAUUGAGCCAAUUUUUUUUUGUUUUGGUGAACCAUUCACACACCUAAGAAUGCAAUGAAAGAUUUCUGAGGAAAUGGCAACUGUUCAAAUUCAUCAUUUUCAAAAAUACUGUAUAUCGUAGUGUAUAAAUUUCCCUGCUGUUUAAGACAACCUGUCUUUUGGAUGCCAGAAUGCAUGUUUAAGACUUUAUGUGUUGUGUGUAAAACACGUUUGAGUUGAACCUACUGGAAGUUUCUGAUAGAAGCUACGUGAGACCUGGGUGUGACGUAUUUUACAGUAGAAUCGCUAAAGCAAAACUUCAAAGCUUGUGUUGAUGGCUGCUACAAAUGAUACAUUGGUUCCUCUGGAAUGUUUGCUUCCUGCAGGGAAACUGAAAUAUUGUCUGUUAAUUCUCAAUCAACCUAUGGAUGGUGAUCAAUUUCAGCGCCUGUGGAGUAAAGCUGUUGUUCGUGCAUGUGCCGAUGGUGGAGCAAACCGACUGUAUGAACAAACUGAAGGAAGGCAAGACAGGUAUCUCCCUCAUUUCAUCACUGGAGAUUUUGAUUCGAUUAAACCGGAAGUAAAAGAAUUUUACAAAGUCAAGAAGUGUGAAAUUAUUGACACACCAGAUCAGGACUUCACCGACUUCACAAAGUGCUUACAAAUACUACUUCAGAAAGUGAAGGACCAAGGACUAGAGGUCGACAAUGUUGUCGUGCUCGGUGGACUUGGCGGACGUUUGGACCAGAUCAUGGCCAGUGUGGAGACACUUUUUCAUGCCACAAAGUUAACUAAGCUCCCAGUUAUCAUCAUUCAGGAGACAUCUCUGGCCUAUUUACUGCAGCCUGGUCACCAUAGACUGUGCGUUGACACAGGACUAGAGGGGAAGUGGUGUGGCCUUAUCCCAGUGGGAAGUCCAUGCAAUGUGACAACAACUGGCCUCAAGUGGAAUCUGACCAAUCAGGUACUUCAGUUUGGGAAGCUGGUCAGCACCUCCAACACUUACGACGGAAGUGGAAUUGUGACAAUAGAAACAGAUCAACCUCUAUUAUGGACAAUGGGAAUAAGGAGACACCUUGGCUAACGUUUGUGCCUUUACGUGGGACGAUGUAUCAGGAGUUAACAACAGAAGAAAUAAAAGUCUGAUUUAUAUAUUUA
Molecule: messenger RNA, 1407 nt
Organism: Hemiscyllium ocellatum (epaulette shark)
Lineage: Eukaryota; Metazoa; Chordata; Chondrichthyes; Orectolobiformes; Hemiscylliidae
Gene: tpk1
Product: thiamin pyrophosphokinase 1
Exons: 11
Coding region: 584-1333 (249 amino acids)
Biological process (GO): thiamine metabolic process; thiamine diphosphate biosynthetic process
Molecular function (GO): ATP binding; thiamine binding; thiamine diphosphokinase activity
Source: RefSeq, a predicted model, not a curated record